Messenger RNA from Symbiodinium sp. CCMP2592, 1287 nucleotides. The record is from the annotation of a GenBank genome assembly. Lineage: Eukaryota; Dinophyceae; Suessiales; Symbiodiniaceae.
AUGCAGAUGCUCGAGCUGGUUCUCCGCCUGGCCCUUGUAGUGGGCGCUGCUGCAGGACAUGGACGACUGCCAGUGCGGCGGUUGCAGGCGAUGACGGCAAUGCAGACGCCUUUCCCAGCCUCCUGUAUGGAUGCUUGCCCUGAGCUGCAAUUGGCGAAUGGCACCUUCCGAGACAUCUACGACUACAUGGGGCAGGCGACAUUCAUCACACACCAUCAGUACAUCACCCACGUCGCUGCCUUUGUCGAUGCGAUCUCGGGGCUUCUCUGCAGCCACAGGAGCCUGGCAGAGUGCAUCGCAGCCAACCCAGGCUCUUGCGACGCAUUUGCGGCCGGUAAGAGACGACUGCAGGCGCCGAAGCUCCGCCAGCAGAUGCGCAUGCCAUCCGAGGGAUUGCGACGAACGUUUGGGGGACGACUGCUUGGUCGCCGGCUGGAGGUCAGUAACGACACCAACGACACAGGCGACAACUACUCUGAAGGCGACAACUACACCAAUUACACGGACAGCUACGACAAUUCUUCAAGCGGUGGCUAUGGCAACUACUCCGACGGCUACGACAACUCUUCAAGCGGUGGCUACGACAACUAUUCCGACAGCUCCGACAACUCCUCAAGCGGUGGCUACGGCAACUACUCCGACGGGUACGACAACUCCUCAAGUGGUGACUACGGCAACUACUCCGAUGGGUACGGCAACUCCUCAAGUGGUGGCUAUGGCAACUACUCCGACGGGUAUGACAACUACUCGAGCGGGUACGACAACUACUCGAGCGGUGGUUACGGCAACUAUUCCGACGGGUACGACAACUACUCCAGCGGUGGCUACGACAACUACUCCAGCGGGUACGACAACUACUCGAGCGGUGGUUACGGCAACUACUCCGGCGGGUACGACAACUACUCGAGCGGUGGCUAUGACAACUACUCCAGCGGGUACGACAACUACUCGAGCGGUGGUUAUGGCAAGCACUCUGACGAGUACGACAACUACUCGAGCGGUGGCUACGGUAAUCAUACAGACGGCUACAACAACUAUACGGAUGGCAGCGGCGACCACCAGGCAGAUUCGGAGCUGUUGCGGGAGUGCAACUGGGGGAUGCUGGCAUGUAGUGCCGGCAACAUGCAGCUUGAGAGUGGUGAUGACGCUCUCAACCUCUUCAUGGAGUUCGUCACCAUGACAAACAUGUCAAUGGAAAAUGUGACCACUCUGUGUUCCGCUCCUUUGCUCAAUGUUUUUGGGCUUGGGUCAAAAGACACACUUAAAACGACUUGCAUAAACGACUAG